UGGUAGAGAGAGAGAGAGAGAGAGAGAACUCAGACUCGGAGAAGAGCAGUUGAGCAUUUGAAAAUUGGCUCAUUAGUCUUCUCCGCAUAAACCCUAGAACGCCACUCUGCAUUUUCCUCCUCGAUCAAAUCUCCGAAGGUAUCGAGCAUUGAUCAAAUCGGCUAACUGAUUGUUGAAUUCGCGGAAUCGAUUGGAAAAUGGCGGUGAAGAAGAAGAUGAAGUGGCAGGACUAUUUCCCGAGCUGCUUCAAGCCGGAGAGCCCUCGGCGCCCCGACCGGAAGAAGCGGAUUAUGAAUCAGUCAUCAUUUCAGAGGAUUUCGUUGUCGGAUUUGAGCGGCUCGACGCUAUCGGAGGAUCUCUCCAUUUCGCUUGCAGGUUCGAAUCUGCACGUCUUCACUCUUCAGGAACUGAAGGUGAUUACGCAGAACUUCUCGUCCAGUAAUUUCCUCGGCGAGGGCGGGUUCGGGCCAGUGCACAAGGGCUUUAUCGACGAUAAGCUCAGGCCCGGUUUGAAGGCCCAGCCCGUGGCGGUGAAGCUCCUGGACUUGGACGGCACGCAGGGCCACAGAGAAUGGCUGACAGAAGUGAUUUUUCUUGGCCAAUUGAGACAUCCAAAUUUGGUGAAGCUGAUCGGCUACUGUCACGAGGAAGAACACAGGCUUCUGGUCUAUGAAUACAUGCCCAGAGGCAGCCUGGAAAAUCAACUCUUCAGAAGAUUCUCUGUUUCACUUCCAUGGUCGACAAGGAUGAAAAUUGCUCUUGGAGCUGCCAAAGGGCUAGCCUUUCUCCAUGGCGCCCAAAAGCCCGUCAUAUACCGUGAUUUCAAGGCAUCAAACAUAUUGCUCGACUCGGAUUUCACUGCCAAACUGUCUGACUUCGGACUCGCUAAAGACGGUCCAGAAGGCGACGAUACACACGUGUCGACACGUGUAAUGGGCACACAUGGAUAUGCUGCACCCGAAUACAUUAUGACAGGUCAUUUGACAGCCGCAAGUGACGUAUACGGGUUCGGAGUUCUCCUCCUGGAGCUUCUAACCGGGCGAAAAGCAGUGGACAAAACCCGCCCACACAGGGAACAAAACCUUGUGGAUUGGGCGAGGCCGAUGCUGAAGAAUCCACGCAAGCUGAGCCGGGUGAUGGAUCCGCGACUGGAGGGACAAUACUCGGAGAUAGGGGCUCAUAAGGCGGCUGAAUUGGCGUAUCAGUGCCUGAGCCACCGGCCUAAGCCGAGGCCGACAAUGAGUGAAGUGAUUAGUGUUUUGGGGCCAUUGAAAGAUCUUGAUGACAUUCAGACAGGCACAUUUGUGUUUGCAGUCUCGACAGACAGCGAUUCGAUGAGAGAUGUUUCGAGGGAGUCGGAUAGGCAGUCGAAGAAGGAGAAUAGUAAUAAUAGUGUGCAGUACCACCACCAUAGACACAAACUCCACGAAGGACACAAGCACAAGACGACGAUGACGACGACGACGGCAGCGAAGUCACCGAAAUCGCCCCUUGCUUUCACAGAAGCAGCUAUGGAGCAGAAAGGGUUGAGUUCUCCAGCCCACCAUGGAUUGAAGAGGGCCUGAGAAGAAGACCUCUGUCAAGUGUAAAUCCAGAUUGAUUGAUGAUGUAUAUAACAUAACUCAUCAACCAGAAAGAACUUUGUGGUUGGUUGCAUAGAGAAAGGUUGUAGAAUCCUUUGUGAUCGUCAUCCAUGCUUGAUAUUUUCUUUCUUUCUUUCUUUUGAUAAUUUUGAUGUGUGUAUUUUUCAUUUUUCAAUUUUCAACUGUAAUUGGAAGUUAUGGAGUCAAAUGAUUUUGAUUAUUCAAUUUGGGGGGGGACUUUGUGAUGAGAUGGAGCAACAACCUUGAAUGGGUGAACAAGAAACAUAUAUCGAUUUAAUUAAAUAAAGCAUCAAAUAAAUGGUGACGAAGUAGAUGGUAGUGAAGUAUUGGGUAUUGGGAAGCAUGUAUUGUAAUGUAAUGAAUCAU
Andrographis paniculata is the source of this 1970-nucleotide messenger RNA. Its product is annotated as serine/threonine-protein kinase RIPK. Gene Ontology annotation, molecular function: ATP binding; protein kinase activity. The transcript is spliced from 5 exons. Bases 198 to 1565 code for a protein of 455 amino acids. Gene Ontology annotation, biological process: protein phosphorylation. NCBI's taxonomy places the organism in Eukaryota, Viridiplantae, Streptophyta, Magnoliopsida, Lamiales, Acanthaceae. The record is from RefSeq and is a predicted model, not a curated record.